Messenger RNA from Anoplophora glabripennis (Asian longhorned beetle), 547 nucleotides. RefSeq lists its product as uncharacterized. Lineage: Eukaryota; Metazoa; Arthropoda; Insecta; Coleoptera; Cerambycidae. The transcript has 2 exons. The record is from RefSeq and is a predicted model, not a curated record. Bases 64 to 474 code for a protein of 136 amino acids. Gene Ontology annotation, molecular function: odorant binding.
AGAUGCAAUCUGAAAACGAUAACACACAUUGUUGAAACUGCAAGAAGUAAAAAAGCAGCUAACAUGAAGACCGUUUUUGUGUUUUUGUGCGUUAUUGUCGGCAUCUUGGCCCAAGACAAACCUAAACUCAUUGCCGAGGAGCAGAUGCUGGAACACAUCCAUGACGAGUGCCAGGCGGAUCCCAAGACAUUCGCCGACCACGACCUACUGCACAACCUCGCUGCCAACAUCGACAAUCCCCAAGUCGGUGCUCACAUGCUCUGCGAAUCAACCAAGGUGGGCCUCCAGAAGGAAAACGGAGAACUGGACAUCGAAACUAUCAAGAGCAAAAUCGGCCUUUCUGUUGAUGAUCCGAACAGAGUAGAGUUCUUGGUCAAGGAAUGUGCCAUUAAAAAGAAUACCCCGGAGAAGACUGCCAUCAACCUCUUCAUGUGCUUGGAUAAAAAUGGCGUAACUUACUUCCAUGAGUUUUAACUGAACAGUUUAACAGAUUUAAAAAUGUAUAAAUGUAUAUAGUAAAUAAACGAUUAUUGGAUUAUCGAAGUCA